Messenger RNA from Spinacia oleracea (spinach), 2001 nucleotides. RefSeq names its product laccase-14. Gene Ontology annotation, molecular function: hydroquinone:oxygen oxidoreductase activity; copper ion binding. The record is from RefSeq and is a predicted model, not a curated record. The transcript is spliced from 6 exons. Gene Ontology annotation, biological process: lignin catabolic process. NCBI's taxonomy places the organism in Eukaryota, Viridiplantae, Streptophyta, Magnoliopsida, Caryophyllales, Amaranthaceae. The coding region runs from base 38 to 1744 and encodes 568 amino acids. Gene Ontology annotation, cellular component: apoplast.
GAUAUACCUAAUUAAGAAAUAUUUAUUCAAUUUUUAGAUGAAGUUUUCCAUUAUUUUCCAACUUCUCUUAUCCUCUUUGUUGUUCUUUCAUAACUGCCAUCAAUGCCAAGCUACCAAACGGUAUCGUUUUGAGCUAAGGGAAGCCAAAUACAGAAGAUUGUGCAGGUCGAAGAAGAUUUUAACGGUAAAUGGGAAAUUUCCAGGACCAACAAUAAGUGCUCAUAGAGGUGACACAGUCAUCGUGGAUGUUAUUAACAAUGGCAACUACAAUGUCACCAUUCAUUGGCAUGGAGCACCAAUGAAUCGAUAUCCAUGGACUGAUGGACCAGAAUACAUAACACAAUGUCCAAUUCCACCGGGAGGUAAGUUUAAACAGAGAAUAAUACUCGGAGAUGAAGAAGGCACAAUCUGGUGGCAUGCUCAUAGCAAUUGGACCAGAGCAACCGUACAUGGCGCCUUUAUCAUUUAUCCUACACUCGGAACUAUUUAUCCCUUUCCAAAACCUCAUGCCCAACUCCCCAUUAUAUUAGGAGAAUGGUGGAAGGUGGAUAUACAGACACUUUAUUAUGCAACCGUUAGGACCGGAGGCGAUCCUAAUGUUUCUGAUUCCUUCUUAAUUAAUGGCCAGCCUGGUGACUUAUAUCCCUGCUCUAAACAAGAUACAUUCAAGUUGAAGGUUGUUCAAGGAAAGACUUAUCUCCUACGAAUAAUCAACGCGGUAAUGCAGAACCUGAUGUUCUUCGGAGUAGCAAACCACAAGUUAACAGUUGUCGGGUCAGAUGGUAGCUACACAAAGCCAUUCACAAGUAAUUACAUAGCUAUUUCCCCAGGCCAAACCAUAGAUGUUCUUCUUGAGGCUAAUCAAACUCCUAAACGUUACUACAUGGCUGCUAGGGUUUACGAGCGCACGUUAAGUGUAUCCAUUGAUAACACCACCACUACUGCUAUAAUCCAAUAUGAUUCUCUCGAUGACUCUACUCCUCCAUUAUUACCUAUCCUUCCUAACUCCAGUGACUUGAAUGCAUCAAUAAGAUUCACAAAUUCCCUAAGGAGUUUAGCUAGUAAAGAUCACCCUGUCAAAGUCCCCUUAAAAAUUACCAAAAGAUUAUUUUACACCUUAUCAAUUAACACUUUGGUAUGCCAGGAGGAGGACGGAAAUACAUGCCAAGGGCCUAAUAAUACACGACUUGCUGCCAGUGUAAACAACAUAUCCUUUGUAAAUCCUAACAUUAGUAUACUCGAGGCUUAUUACCAUAACAUGAUCAAUGGAAAUUUCAUGACUAACUUUCCGGAUAAGCCACCCAAAAUGUUCAAUUACACGGCACCUUUCUUGCCAAUCAAGUUAGAACUACCAAAAAGAGGGACAAAGGUGAAGGUGUUGGAUUAUAACGAGACAGUUGAGCUUACUUUUCAAGGAACUAGCGUGGUUGAUGGAGCUGAUCAUCCAAUGCACCUUCAUGGCUAUAGUUUCUACGUCGUUGGGUCCGGACUAGGAAACUUUGAUAAGGAUAAAGACCCUUUCAAUUAUAACCUUGUUGAUCCUCCUUUUCAGAACACCAUUGCAGUUCCUUAUAAAGGUUGGACAACUAUCAGAUUCCGGGCUAACAAUCCAGGGGUUUGGUUUAUGCAUUGUCACGUGGAUCGUCACCUUACAUGGGGCAUGGAAACGGUAUUCAUCGUCACUAAUGGUAAAACACCAGAAUCAAGAAUCUUGCCUCCUCCUCCGGACAUGCCUCCAUGUUGAUAUAUUCAAACUCAAGUGUAACAGCUUUCUAUAUCCGCUACGGAUCGAGUACAUGAAAUAAAUAAUGACUACUGUGAUCCCUAUUCAUUUGUACUACACAUUCAGGAUAAUAUGAGAUAUUAAAUUAUUUACCCUUUGUUUGGUAGAAAGGAAUCCCAAGGAAAAGAAAAAUAUUGGUUCAUGCGUUUGGUUUCAAAAAUUAAAUUGGAUUUGAUGAAAAAGAAAGGAAAAGUAAAUGGAAGGAAAACAUCAUUCAU